CCCUCGCGGUCGCUGCCGGGGCCGCGGCUGCCGACAACAAGAUGGCGGCGGCGGCGGGGGGCCCGGCGGGCUCCGAGAGCCGGGUGUUGGGUUAUACCUUACACCGCUGGAGCAGCUUCUCCUCCACCUACCUGCCCGAGAAUAUCUUGGUGGAUAAGCCCAAUGAUCAAUCCUCAAGAUGGUCUUCAGAAAGCAAUUACCCUCCCCAGUAUUUGAUUCUGAAACUUGAAAGACCUGCCAUAGUCCAGAGCAUCACAUUUGGCAAAUACGAGAAAACACAUGUCUGCAAUUUAAAGAAGUUUAAAGUCUUUGGUGGAAUGAAUGAGGAAAAUAUGACAGAUCUCUUAUCCAGUGGCUUAAAGAAUGAUUAUAACAAAGAAACAUUCACCUUGAAGCAUAAAAUUGAUGAACAGAUGUUCCCCUGUCGAUUCAUUAAGAUAGUUCCACUCUUAUCCUGGGGACCUAGCUUCAAUUUUAGUAUCUGGUAUGUUGAACUUAAUGGCAUUGAUGAUCCAGAUGUGGUCCAGCCGUGCCUCAACUGGUACAGCAAGUACCGUGAACAGGAAGCCAUUCGCCUUUGCCUAAAGCAUUUUCGUCAGCACAACUACACGGAGGCUUUCGAGUCGCUGCAGAAGAAAACCAAGAUUGCUCUGGAGCACCCCAUGUUGACAGACCUGCAUGACAAGCUGGUGUUGAAGGGAGACUUCGAUGCUUGUGAAGAGCUCAUAGAGAAAGCUGUGAAUGAUGGCUUAUUCAAUCAGUAUAUCAGCCAACAAGAAUACAAACCUCGCUGGGGGCAGAUCAUACCCAAAAGCACCAAAGGUGAUGGAGAAGACAGCCGACCAGGGAUGAGAGGUGGCCAUCAGAUGGUUAUAGAUGUUCAGACAGAAACGGUCUAUUUGUUUGGUGGCUGGGAUGGAACUCAGGAUCUGGCCGACUUCUGGGCAUACAGUGUGAAGGAAAACCAGUGGACCUGUAUAUCCAGGGAUACUGAGAAAGAGAGUGGUCCCAGUGCCAGAUCCUGUCACAAGAUGUGCAUUGACAUUCAACGAAGGCAGAUCUACACGCUGGGACGUUACCUGGAUUCCUCUGUGAGGAACAGCAAAUCUCUGAAGAGUGACUUCUACCGCUAUGACAUUGACACCAACACAUGGAUGCUGCUGAGUGAAGACACCGCAGCGGAUGGAGGCCCAAAGCUGGUGUUUGAUCAUCAGAUGUGUAUGGAUUCUGAAAAACACAUGAUCUAUACCUUUGGAGGCAGAAUCCUGACCUGCAAUGGCAGCGUGGAUGACAGCAGAGCCAGUGAACCACAGUUCAGUGGGUUGUUUGCUUUUGACUGCCAAUGUCAGACAUGGAAGCUUCUGAGAGAGGAUUCCUGUAAUGCUGGACCUGAGGAUAUCCAGUCCCGAAUAGGUCACUGUAUGUUGUUUCAUUCUAAAAAUCGCUGCUUAUAUGUAUUUGGUGGCCAGAGAUCAAAGACUUAUUUGAAUGACUUCUUCAGUUACGACGUAGACAGCGAUCAUGUGGAUAUCAUAUCAGAUGGCACGAAGAAAGACUCAGGGAUGGUUCCAAUGACAGGUUUCACUCAAAGGGCUACCAUUGAUCCAGAACUGAAUGAAAUCCAUGUCUUGUCAGGGCUCAGUAAAGACAAGGAGAAGCGGGAAGAGAAUGUAAGGAACUCCUUCUGGAUUUAUGACAUUGUGAGGAACAGCUGGUCUUGUGUCUAUAAGAAUGACCAAGCAGCAAAAGAGAAUCCAGGUAAAAGCCUUCAGGAAGAGGAGCCCUGCCCAAGGUUUGCCCAUCAACUGGUGUACGAUGAGUUGCACAAGGUUCAUUACUUGUUUGGAGGGAAUCCUGGCAAGUCCUGCUCUCCAAAGAUGAGAUUAGAUGACUUCUGGUCUCUGAAGCUCUGUCGACCUUCAAAAGAAUACCUGCUAAGACACUGCAAAUACCUCAUAAGGAAGCACAGGUUCGAAGAAAAAGCUCAGACUGAGCCUCUUAGUGCACUGAAGUACCUGCAGAAUGACUUAUAUGUAACUGUGGAUCACUCAGACCCUGAGGAAACAAAAGAGUUUCAGCUUCUUGCCUCAGCGUUAUUUAAGUCUGGCUCGGAUUUCACCACUCUCGGAUUCUCAGAUGUCGACCACACGUAUGCGCAGAGAACUCAGCUCUUUGACACACUAGUCAACUUCUUUCCAGACAACAUGACCCCUCCUAAAGGCAACCUGGUGGACCUCAUCACGCUGUAACAGAGCAAUCACUGGACAUAUGGAAGAGGGGAAAAGCAUCCACUUUCAGUAUUUUCAUUUUUUUACUGCAUUGAUUGACUGCUGGGAUGAAGUAAUAUAGUAACCCCUAGGUGUUUGCAAGGGGUUUUAUACUUGUAUGGUGAAUCCCUGAAGCUUUUCCCUUGGAGUAGGUUAAUAAAAUGUAACUGACAUA
Pezoporus occidentalis (night parrot) is the source of this 2442-nucleotide messenger RNA. RefSeq names its product muskelin 1 (gene MKLN1). Gene Ontology annotation, molecular function: protein binding. The transcript is spliced from 18 exons. Bases 42 to 2249 code for a protein of 735 amino acids. The record is from RefSeq and is a predicted model, not a curated record. Gene Ontology annotation, cellular component: cytoplasm. Lineage: Eukaryota; Metazoa; Chordata; Aves; Psittaciformes; Psittacidae.